UGGGGGCCGCGGGACCGUGGCCAUGGGGGGCUUGAAGGACGAGCUGCUCAAGGCCAUCUGGCACGCCUUCACCGCGCUCGACCUGGACCACAGCGGCAAGGUGUCCAAGUCCCAGCUCAAGGUCCUGUCACAUAACCUGUGCACGGUGCUGAAGGUUCCACACGACCCCGUCGCCCUUGAAGAGCACUUUCGGGAUGAUGACGAGGGGCCCGUCUCCAACCAGGGCUACAUGCCGUACCUGAACAAGUUCAUUCUGGAGAAGGUCCAAGACAACUUUGACAAGAUUGAAUUCAAUAGGAUGUGUUGGACCCUCUGUGCCAAGAAGAACCUCACAAAGAGUCCGCUGCUCAUCACAGAAGACGAUGCCUUUAAAGUGUGGGUCAUUUUCAACUUUCUGUCGGAGGACAAGUACCCAUUAGUUAUUGUGCCUGAAGAGAUUGAAUACCUGCUUAAGAAACUUACAGAGGCUAUGGGAGGAGGAUGGCAGCAAGAACAAUUUGAACAUUAUAAAAUCAACUUUGAUGACAGCAGAGAUGGCCUUUCUGCAUGGGAACUUAUUGAGCUAAUCGGAAAUGGGCAGUUUAGCAAAGGCACGGAUCGCCAGACUGUGUCCAUGGCCAUCAGCGAAGUCUUCAAUGAGCUCAUAUUAGACGUGUUGAAGCAGGGUUACAUGAUGAAAAAAGGCCACCGGCGGAAAAACUGGACGGAGCGCUGGUUUGUAUUAAAACCUAGCAUAAUAUCGUAUUACGUGAGUGAGGACCUGAGAGACAAGAAAGGAGACAUCCUCUUGGAUGCAAACUGCUGUGUGGAGUCUCUGCCUGACAAAGAUGGAAAGAAAUGUCUUUUUCUAAUAAAAUGCUGUGAUAAGACCUUUGAAAUCAGUGCUUCGGACAAGAAGAAGAAACAAGAGUGGAUUCAAGCCAUCCACUCUACCAUCCAUCUGCUGAAGCUGGGCAGCCCUCCACCACACAAGGAAGCCCGCCAGCGUCGCAAAGAACUCCGCAAGAAGCUGCUGGCGGAGCAGGAGGAGCUGGAGCGGCAGAUGAAGGAGCUCCAGGCUGCCAAUGAGAACAAGCAGCAGGAGCUGGAGACCGUGAGGAAGAAACUGGAGGAAGCAGCCACGCGGGCAGCGGAAGAGGAGCAGAAGCGCCUGCAGACUCAAGUGGAGCUGCAGGCCAGGUUCAGCGUGGAGCUGGAGCGGGAGAAGCUGAUCAGACAGCAGAUGGAGGAGCAGGUGGCCCAGAAGUCCUCCGAGCUGGAGCAGUAUCUGCAGCGAGUGCGUGAGCUGGAAGACAUGUACCUCAAGCUGCAGGAGGCGCUGGAGGACGAGAGGCAGGCUCGGCAAGACGAAGAGAUGGUGCGGAAGCUUCAGGCCAGGUUGUUGGAGGAGGAGUCUUCCAAGAGGGCGGAGCUGGAAAAGUGGCACUUGGAGCAGCAGCAGGCCAUUCAGACCACCGAGGCAGAGAAGCAGGAGCUGGAGCAGCAGCGCGUCGUGAAGGAGCGGGCCCUGCAGGAGGCCAUGGCGCAGCUGGCGCAGCUGGAGCGCGAGCGGAGGCAGGCCCUGGAGCAGUAUGAGGGAGUUAAAAAGAAGCUGGAGAUGGCAGCUAAUACGACCAAGAGCUGGAAGGACAAAGUGGCCCACCAUGAGGGGCUGAUACGGUUGAUAGAGCCAGGUUCAAAGAACCCUCACCUGAUCACUAACUGGGGGCCUGCAGCGUUCACCCAGGCAGAGCUGGAGGAGAGAGAGAAGAACUGGAAAGAAAAAAAGACCACGGAGUGACUGCGCAUGCGCGCAGAAGUCCUCUAAAUCACCUUGUCGCUACCGCCGAGAGCUUUGUGCCCAGGACAAAAGAAACUAGCUUUGCUGUUCUAGCUCUUCGUCUCUCACGUGCCGGUGGGGUCCGUGUGUUGCUUCCUGCAAAUCAGGACCAUUCCUGAAGAGAGAGACGUCCGCCUUUCCUGCUGAACGCCACAUCCUGCUCAGCACUUGCAGACCGGAUCUAUGCGGAUCCCUGGGUCCUCUCUGCAGGGCCGGUCAGCUUGCCCACCAGUGCCAGGUGACUUGGCAGGCCUUCACUGUUGGUGCUCUGAUGGCGAGUCAUGAAGUCUCUGUCAUCUCCUGGAUGCCCUUCUAGAGUAAUCUGGUGGGUGAGGUUUCCCAGCUUGCUUUCUCUGACCAUCAUUCACACCUUCCUGUUUCCUUCACCCUCGCCUCAAAGCAAAGCAUCCCCCUGGCCCAUGCCCUCAACCUCAUUCUGCCCUGGCUGCCUGGCAAAGCCGUGUGCUUCCCCUCAUGCACCAUCUGGUGAAAGGUAGGGAGGCUCAGUGGAAGUAACCAUCGACUGGGUGCUUCAUGACCAGAUCGCACGCACACCGACGACAGAGGCUGACCGUAUGUGGCUGGUUGGAUGUGAAGUGUCCCGAGGAUGUUGGCAUUCGCCAGGGUGCUGUGGUCACUGUCAUCAGGAGGACAGCUUUUCUGUUUCCCUUCCUCCAUGGGUGAAGUGGAGGAGGCGUCCAGGAAAGGAACUGUAAUAGGGAAGCUGGGAUCUGUGCAUCUCAUUCGAGCCAAGUAUUGAGGAAGGGUUUCGUAUAUAAUCUGAUUUUGAUUGGAGAUAGUAUUUAUGAAGUUAAGCCUUCCCUCACUGCAAGUAAUUUAUAAGCAGCUGAACUCCAUCGGCAGCCAUGAUAUUUAAUAUUGUACAGAAGUGUAAGGGUAAUUUAGGUGUUACAGAAAAGGCAGAACUGAGUAGAGUGGUUAGAGUCUCAUGUGUUUUCACUGUACUGCUGGCCUCAGAGCAGUGAGGAAGCCCAUUCAAAAAGACCCAUCUAGAGUGUGCGAUUUUAGAGAUUUCAGAGUAUUUAUUUACAUGAUGGGAAACUGGAAUAUAACUCCAUGAAUCUUGAUCUUUUAUGACUGGAAAACAUUUGCCAACGAAAUAGCCUUUGGAAAUUAAAGUGUUGGACUGUUUAAUAAUACAGGUGUAACUUUAUUUAAUGAUCUCUUAGAGUUGCCUUUAUAAAGCAUUGGUUUUUAUCUACAAUAUCCUUGUAGUGAGUCUUUUAAAUCUCAGAGCUCAUGUUAGUGUUGGUUUCUGUCUGGCCACUUACCAGUGCUUUUGGCAGUGGACAGGUGUGUUAGACCAGUGAGGAACAGGACCUUUGCCGUGGUUGAAUUGUGUCACAGGGGAUUCCUUAACAGAGAACAGAGAACGAGACUGUAGAAAGAAGCAUGAGGUGGGAGAAGUAAGGUCCAUUAGCCCAUGGUGGGGUGGGGUGGCGGUGGACUGUGCCAUUUUCUGCCAUGUGGAUCCUCCCUCCUUAAAUCUAGCCUUUCCACUACUCACUGGAAACAUGGCCUGGGGCUUCUGUGUACCGUACUGUCUGGCCCGGGUCAUCAGCCUGAAGACCAUCUGCCCCCACGUCACAUGGUAAUGUGUCUAGGCAGAAGGUGUGCAUGUCAUGUGCAGUGCUGUUCACUUACACAUUGGCUUCAGUGGUACUGUGCCCCAAAAGCAAGCAUCUUAAAACCAUGGCUGUAGAAGACAGCAUAGAGGUGAACCCCAUCUGGGGUGAUGCUAGUUGAAUCCCCCCUAAUAGUUAAAGCGGUUUCAGCUGUCCAAGUGCCUUCAGACCCUUUGGUUUUCCAUUUGUAAUUACUGUACAGAAAUUUUCAGGAAUGUUUGAAUGUUUGUCAUAAUCAGCCCUUUUCCAUACUAAGAAUAGGAUUACCUAUGGGAAUUAUGCAUGAAAAGUGUUUUAAAAAUCUGGCUUUUUGUGAUUUGCUAUAUUGAGAGGGAACAAAAUAUUUAUAAUUUUCAGGCGUUCUUACCUUUGCAUUGUACAAUGUAAUAUGCUCAAAUUUCUUAAUUUUUUGCUAAAUUUUCUAAGAUACAUUAAAGUGUUUUAUAUGUUUUUU
Jaculus jaculus (lesser Egyptian jerboa) is the source of this 3919-nucleotide messenger RNA. RefSeq names its product switching B cell complex subunit SWAP70 (gene Swap70). Gene Ontology annotation, cellular component: cytoplasm; nucleus. Bases 23 to 1780 code for a protein of 585 amino acids. The transcript has 12 exons. The record is from RefSeq and is a predicted model, not a curated record. Lineage: Eukaryota; Metazoa; Chordata; Mammalia; Rodentia; Dipodidae.